AUGUCAGACGAUUGUUACAAAUGUGGACGUCCCGGUCAUUAUGCACGCGAUUGCCAAGCUGCCCCAAGAGGUGGUGGUAGAGGCGGAGGAGGUGGCUAUCGUGGAGGACGAGGUGGUGGCGGUGGAAGAGAUCGAGACAAUAACGAUGGUCGUCGUGACGGCUGCUUCAACUGCGGUGGGCUUGAUCAUUAUGCUCGUGAUUGUACCAGUGGUCGUGGACAUUAUGGUGGUGGUGGAGGUGGUUACGGGGGCUAUGGUGGUCGCGACAAAUGUUACAACUGUGGUGGGACGGGACACUUUGCGCGAGAUUGUACGAAUGAUGGACAGCGAGGUGGUGAUAGUGGCUAUAAUGGUGGAGGCGGUGGUGGUGGUGGUCGUUGUUACAACUGUGUCUCACCUUAUUGUUCGAAAUGA
Schistosoma turkestanicum is the source of this 414-nucleotide messenger RNA. Lineage: Eukaryota; Metazoa; Platyhelminthes; Trematoda; Strigeidida; Schistosomatidae. The record is from the annotation of a GenBank genome assembly.